Molecule: messenger RNA, 5407 nt
Organism: Pleuronectes platessa (European plaice)
Lineage: Eukaryota; Metazoa; Chordata; Actinopteri; Pleuronectiformes; Pleuronectidae
Exons: 14
Coding region: 2814-4874 (686 amino acids)
Biological process (GO): DNA integration; proteolysis
Molecular function (GO): nucleic acid binding; cysteine-type peptidase activity
Source: RefSeq, a predicted model, not a curated record
AACCGAAGACCGCCGGUGUUCCAGUUUAACUGGCGGGCAUGGCUUCUGGCGACAUUCCAGAUGUUGAGGCUGUUUUUUAAGAGCCGGUGGCAGAUUCGUCAUUUUCACAAAGCGCCUGUGUGUGAAGUGCGGUGAUCUACUGAAGGACUUGCUGAAAUAAAAAUCCUACAAAAACCCUUCACGAGUUCAUGUGUCCGUGUCAGCAUCACGUUGAGACCGCAAUAAGCAUUUAAAUGGUAAAAAAAAAAAAAAAUUUGUAAAAAAAACCUUGAACGGGAUUCGAAACAACAAGCUGAAACACUAUAAGCGUCUAGCCUGAUGACGAUCUCACUACGCCACCGAGUCGCUGAAAUUUGCAUCGCGCGUUAGAUAAAUGUCUCGUUCUUUGCUUUGUCAGCUGUAUAUCACCAGAUGUGCUUUAAGGUAACGCCCAUGUCAUCUGGUGAUAGUCCGAACACAGAAUAAACGCUUUAAACGUAAUACCAGGCUUUACAAAUCUGACGCUCCUCUUCAUAGGAGACACAGGGAGCAUUGAAGAACACACACGCGUCACCAGCUCCACUCGAAGUGCUUUUGUGUGUCGCUGGUGAUCAUUACAACACGCACACACCAAACAACAGGUACAUGUAAACAUCCCUCACAUCAACAAGGCGGAAGCUCGAGCGGUGUUUUCAUGAGUUAAGUUGGUGAACGUGCUUCUAAUGGACGUGUGGAGCCUCACGUGUCCUCCUGUGGCUGCUGGUUGAAGUCAGCGGACGGGAUUUUAAAAGAUGUUCUCGUUGUUGUCGAUGAUCAGGUUCUGCCAUCGGAGAAUGAAAACAAGCCAAACGCACAUCACAGAACGGGUGUGUUGGUUUUUCGUAGCUUCUGUAAGUCAAGUGUUGUUUAUCUGUGUGAAAUCAACAGAUGAUCUGUCCGAAGUGUGUCGAGUGUGUUGUCAACAUGACACAUGUGUGACGAGGCUAAAUAUAAAUGUGAAAAAAUCCCACCACGGGAAUCGAUCUGCUGUGGUCCACAUAAAAAUAAACGUAGUGGCAAUGGCACUGUCCACUGUACCACUGAUAAGGUUACAGAUGAUAGAUUCACCUGUAUGCCUUUAUCACUGUGAAGCCUGUGCACGACUUAACAUGAGUUAUUGUUUCAGGGAACACGCCCAGGUUAACUUGUGACAGUCAAAAUGUAACCGUAAACUCAGAGUUAUCGGUCACACGUCACACAUUUGGACACCGCUGCGCCCGUGUGCUUAGCACACGCACGACAUCAUGAAAAACGGCUGUAUCCUGCACUCAUACAAAGCAGAAGCCACAAAAGAGUUUGCGUGCUUACUAUAAGUCUGCGUUUCAUGUGCUCGUUGAUAUCAUGGUUGGUAUGAAGCAAGUAUACAAACACGAGUAAUGAGAGGCUCGUAAGAGCUUGUAGUCGGGAAAAAAUACUAGUAUCAUGGUUUGGGGUAAGGUCUUUUAUUGAGUGUCUAAAUGCAACACAGACAUCUGCGCACUCAUCUUCACGAAGUUCAAACUACCAUGGCACUUCAAAAGUCGCUGUAGAGACUACCAAUGUAUGUCCAGAUAACCUUUAUGGUAAGUAAUAGCCACACCUUUUAAGAUUUGUUUGGGUCAUCUGUUACUUAUCUCCGUUUCCUCAUCAGACACAGGUGGAAAUUCCAACACAAUACAAAUACUAUUAAAUUAAACUGUAAGUAAGGAAUACAUGGCCAAGAGGUUUUAUAAAGGCUCCCCAGCUUAUGUUCACCAGUUAACAUAUUAGCACAUCACAAACAUUUUAAUCUAAUACAAAUGCCAUCCAUUUCAGUGGCGGUUUGGGGCACGGGCGAAACGGGCAGCCGCCCGCGGCGGCACAUUCAUCAUCUGGCCCGCUUCGCGGUUCUCUCUGGCCCGCGAAGCGGUUCUCUAUUAUCUAUCAUAUCAUAUGAUAGAUAAUAGAGAACGCUAUUAUCUGUGGUUUAUUUAUUUUUUAAAUAAAUCAUAGACCUGCCCGGUUCAAUCGUGCCCAAAACCGCCACUGACUUUGAUACUAAUUUGACACCUGUGUGAAACGUUUGGCUAAUCAUGAUUAUACAAGCCCUGGAAAAAUAAUUAGGAACGUAAUUUCACACACGCUCAAUCAAAGUCACCUGUUGGUGGCAAAGCCUACAUAUAUGUGUUUUCAGCUUACAUGAUUUGUAGCGAGUAAGGAGAUCCAGAGAGAGACAGCGAGAGAAAGAAAGACAGAGAAUUACAAAUAGCUUUAGAGAAUUGAGAGAGAAAGUGAUAGAGUUUGGUAGAUUGUUGAGGCAAGGUUAAAGUAUUUAGUUAAAGUAUUUAGAGUAUUUACAGCAGGGAUAGUAUAGACACAUAUUGCAGAUAUAGGAUAGAUUAUUGUAGAUAUUAGAUAUAGGAUAGAUUUGAGUAGCAAUAGGCAUAAAUUAGCACAGGGUAAUAUUCAGAUUAGUAACAGUUUAGUCAGGGACACAUAGUUAGAUAGUUAGAAUGGACCGUAAAAUGGUCAGGGAAAUUGAAGACUUCCUGAGGCAUAAUGCCUAUCCUUUAGGUUUAUCCUCCAAAGAGCGGUAUACCAUAAAGAGGAGAUGUGAAAAUUACAUCUUCAAGGGUAAGUAGUGGCCUUGUCUUUCCAAACAAUAAGGCACUGAUGUGGAGUUACUAAUAUCAUCAUGGCCCUCAGAUGGGCAGCUUUACUAUGUAUGCCGUAGAAGGAAGCAGGGCGAGUAUCUCGCCAAAGUAGUUACGUCACCAGAGGAGGCAAACGAUGUGUUUGUGGCCUUCCAUGCGAGCGAGCAUGGAGGCCAUUGCGGGAUGGAGAAAACACAGGAUGCCAUUUCCUUGCGUUAUUACUGGCCUGGGAUGGAAGAGGACAUAAGGAAAUGGGUAUUGGAGUGUCCUCCCUGCCAGGCCAAAAGGAAUGUCCUCAAAAUAAAGAAGGCUUAUGUUCCAAUUGAGGUAACUGAGCCACUUGAGCUUGUUGGGAUGGAUCUGGUUGGAAAACUGACACCGACCAAAAAUGGCCACCAGUACAUUUGUGUCAUGAUUGACUACUUUACCAAAUGGACAGAGGCCUAUCCAUUGAAGACCAAAUGUGCUGCUGAGGUGACAGACUGCAUUAUGGACUUCUUUUAUAAGUUUGGUGCUCCAAAAAGGCUUCUCACGGACCAAGGAAGAGAAUUUGUUAAUACGCUCAACUAUAAUGUCUGUGAGAAGCUUGGCAUUAAGAGAAGUCUCUGCUCUCCCUACCACCCCCAGACCAACGGCUUGGUGGAAAAAAUGAACGGAACUAUUCAGAGGACCUUGACCAAAUUGGUGGGGGAAAAGCCAAACACCUGGGAUGGCCACCUCCAAGCAACCCUUUUUGCUUUAAGGACGAAGAAGCAAUUAACCACCAGAUACUCCCCCUUUUUCCUCAUGUUUGGACGUGAGGCCAGGUACCCUACGGAGGUUCCCGAGGAGUAUUUGGUGACAAAUGAUGGUGUGGAGGCUCUUAUUGCCCAGGAGACCCAACCUGUUGGAAUGAAGAGCCUCCCUGCCCACUACAGAAGGGCUCAAGCCAACAUGGGGAAAGUGAGGGAAAAGAUCAAGAGAAAGAGAGAGGAGAUUGGUCAUGACGACCAUUUUAAAGUUGGCCAAAAGGUGAUGAGGGCAAACAUACGCCAGGAGCAGAGAAAGGGGGGGAAAAUGGAGACCUCCAUGCUCGGCCCCUUCACGAUCGUGAAAUUGGAGGGGAAAAGCGCGGAUCUAGUCACGCCGAAAAGUAAAGUGAUUCAUAAAGUCAACAUUGACCAAUUAAGCCCAUAUAUUGAGCCUACGCCGCGCAUCCCCCACAAAUGGAUCACCGAAUCCGCAAUGUCCCUCUCACCCUCAUCUCAAGUCGCCUCAACCUCAGCUCCAGCACCCUCAGUUCCAGUCCUGUCCCCCUCAUCUCAAGUCGCCUCAACCUCAGCUCCAGCACCCUCAGUUCCAGUCCCGUCCCCCUCAUCUCCAGUGGCCUCACCCUCAUCUCCAGCCCCAUCAUCUCCAGCCCUGUCACCCUCAUCUCCAGCCGCCUCACCGUCACCCCCAUCUGCAACAGUGUGUGUCCCUUCAGACAUUUUGGAAACAGUGGUACACAACAUUUGGGCUGGGAAAAAGCCGGAGGUGUUGUGGAGCAAAGCAGGCCCUUACAAACUGUUUACACGGAACCUCCAGGAACACCUUCGUCCAGAUGCACUUGUGGAAAGUGAAAUCAUCAAUGCAUACCUAACGAUUGCGCUGAGUAAUUUCUCAGAGGCAGGCAGAGGCAGGGGAUAUCUACUUGACUCCUUCCAAAUGACGGACAUUUGGAGAGGUAAAAAUAAAGGACUGAGGAAGAUAGAUCCCCUGGAUUAUGAUGUCCUGAUUGGAGCUGUCUGCGAGCACCAUCACUGGACACUAACUGUGAUGUAUCCUAAAAAGAGGCAGUCCCUUUAUGUUGAUCCGUUUGGGGCUAGCGAGGAAGCAUUAAAAAAAUGCAGUGCAGUAACCAGGGCUUUCAUGAGGCAGCGGGGCCACAACUGCUCACGCUGGUCCAGUCAAACAGUACCACACGCUCGACAAGUUGAUGCAACCUCAUGUGGUGUUAUUGUGUGUAAAUUAGCAGACAUGAUUCUUAAUGAAGAGGACAUGGAGGACGUUUUUGACAAGACUUCCAUUUUAAGGAUGAGGUUGCAGAUAGGCAAACGGCUGAUCAAAGAAACAGAUGAUUUGACCAACCUAUGCCGAGCGUGUGGCUCAUAUGACACAGAUGUGCAAUGGAUUGCUUGCACACCUUGUGAUCAAUGGUUCCACAGAAGCUGUGUUGGGCAACCACCUGUGGAGGCACCUUUUUAUUGCCCAUUGUGUAUUUAAACCUGUUUACUAGUAUUUAUUUUUAACCGGCUCCUUGCUUUUAAGGUAGCUUGAUUGAUUGAUAAAAUGUCAGACAUGUUUACCCUCAUCAAUGCUGCUGAAAACUUUAAUGUUGAUGAUGUUCUCCUACACUUGACAUCUAUUGCGCUUAUGUCCGUCCUGGGAGACGGAUCCUCACAUGUGUCUCUGAGGUUUCUACGUAUUUUUACCCUGUUAAAAGGGUUUUUAGUAGUUUUUCAUUACUCUUGUUGAGGGUUAAGGACAGAGGAUGUCACAUCAUGUUAAAGCCCUAUGAGACAAAUUGUGAUUUGUGAAUAUGGGCUAUACAAAUAAAAUGUGAUUGAUUGAUGAAAGUGAAGAUGAGUGCGCAGAUGUCUGUGUUGCAUUUAGACACUCAAUAAAAGACCUUACCCCAAACCAUGAUACUAGUAUUUUUUCCCGACUACAAGCUCUUACGAGCCUCUCAUUACUCGUGUUUGUAUACUUGCUUCAUACCAACCAUGAUAUCAACGAGCACAUGAAACGCAGACUUA